AUGGAAAUUGUUACUUCAUCUGUUAGUUCAAUUUCUGAAAUUAUUUUCACCCGCUUGUUUGAUGCAGCAGGACGUCAGAUUGGCUACCUGCUUAAAUACAAUGACAACAUCGAAACUUUACAAAAGCAAGCUCAGAAACUCAAGGCUACCAGAGACAGCAUGCAAAUGAGAAUUGAUGCUGCUGAAAGAAACAGAGAAAUUAUCUUACCUGAUGUCCAAAGCUGGAUAUCUGAAGUUGAUAAUGUCUCUGCAGAAGCAGAAACGUUUUUGGAAGAUGAAGGCAAUGUGAACAAGAUGUGCUUCAAAGGUUGGUGCAUUAAUGUCCGAUUGCGUUACCGGUUCAGCAAGGUGGCAAAGCAGAAGAUAACGGUGAUCACUCAGCUCCGAGAAGAUGGAAAAUUUCAAACUCUAUCUCAGCCUACUCCUCCUCCUUCAAGCAUUAUCUCUCCAACUGUGGGAUUUUCUCGAAUUUUUGAAUCCAGAGAAUCAAUCAAGAAUGAAAUUAUGGAGGCCUUGAAAGAUGACAAGGUCAGCAUAAUUGGAAUAUGUGGGAUGGGGGGUGUGGGUAAGACCACACUAGUGAAACAAGUUGGCAAACUAGCUGAAGAAGAAAAGUUGUAUAAUUCAGUAGUUAUGGUAGUUGUGUCUCAAACCCCAACUAUCAUGAAUAUUCAAAGAGAAAUUGCUUACAUGCUAGAUCUGAAAUCAUUACCUGAUUUUCCUGAAUCAACACGAGUAAGUUCCCUGUGGGAGAGAAUUAAGAAGGAGAAACGAAUCCUCAUAAUAUUGGAUGAUGUUUGGGGAAGAAUUAAAUUGGAGGAGAUUGGUAUUCCUUUUGGGAAGGACCAUAGAGGUUGUAAGAUCAUGCUUACCUCUCGAAGCAAAGAUGUGUGUGAUGAGAUGGAUUGUAACAAAAUAUCUAUUGUUGGAACUUUAUCAAAACAGGAAUCGUGGGAGCUAUUCAAGGAGGUUGUUGGAAUGGAUGUUGAAAAUUCUGUCAUGAGUCCAAUCGCAAGAGAAGUAGUCACCGAAUGUGAUGGAUUGCCAAUUGCAAUCGUGACAAUAGCAAGGGCAUUAAAAAACAAAAAUGAGCAUGUGUGGAUUGAUGCGGCACGACAACUAAAAACGUCUACUCCAACAGAUAUCCUAGGGAUGCAAGGAAGUGUGAUUUCAUCUUUGGAGUUGAGCAUCAAAUAUCUAGAAAGCGAGAAUGCAAAAUCAUUGUUCUUUUUUUGUAGCAUAUUUCCAGAGGAUUUUAAAAUCCCAAUUGAAGUUUUAGUUACAUAUGGAGUGGCUUUGAGGUGGUUCAAAAAUGUUGAGACAAUGAAGGAUGUUAGACACAAAGCACAUGCUGUUGUAAGUACCUUGACCUCUUCUUUUCUCUUGAUUUAUGAGAAAGAUCCCUACUCUAUGAAAGAGUAUGUAAAAUUGCAUGAUGUUGUACGCGAUGUUGCACAUAUAAUAGCACCUAAAUACAACCAAAUAUUCUUGGUCAAAGCUGACAUUGGUCUAAAAGAGUGGCCAAACAGAGAUACAUAUGAAGAUCUCACAUGUAUCUCAUUAAUGUCAAAUGAUAUUAAAGAAGUGUCAGAUGUGAUGGAAUGCCCAAAGUUACAGUCUUUACUAUUGCAAGGAAAUUCUAAAAUGAUUUUCCCUAACAAUUUCUUUCAAGGCAUGAAAGAUCUUAGAGUUUUAGACUUGAGUAAAACUCAAUUAUUGUCACUGCCAGAGUCACUUUCUUUGCUGGCAAAUCUUACAACAUUGUAUCUUAAUGGUUGCAAGUUAGGUGACCUAUCUAUUAUUGGGCAACUAAGUAAACUAGAAAUUCUUAGCCUUAAUAAUUCUAAUGUUAGGGAGAUCCCAAUAUCUUUCAGUCAAUUAAUUCAUUUGAGGUUAUUAGCUUUGAACAAUUGUAAGAAGCUUGCACAAAUAGCACGUGGUGUCAUAUCCUCUUUAUAUAAAUUAGAGGAGUUGUAUAUUUUAAAAAGUUUUAAGCAUUGGGAUUCGGAAGGAGGUGAGGGGGGUUUGAGAAGCAAUGCAAAGCUUGCUGAGUUACAAUCUUUGUCUAGAUUGACUAGCUUGCAAAUUGCUAUCCCAAACUUGGAUUUCUUAAUUGAUAAUGAUGUGCCGUUCAAAAACUUAUCAAACUUUGCAAUAAUAAUAGGUGGUGUAGAAGAUUUUGACAUAAACGUGUUUAGGCUUUCUUCAAAAGAAUAUUCAAGAAAAUUGUUGAUGUUAAAUGAUGAUAAGGUUUUGAUUUCAGGAUUGAUUAAUUGCCAAAAGAAUUUGGUAAUUGAACAAACGGAAUCUAUAGGAGUAGCCAAGUGUAAAUCAGUGGUAUAUAUAUUUGAUUGUGAAGUGCUUAAGGUGACAUAUGGAAAAACAAAGUUGCUUUCGUCAUUAAAGGAGCUAUAUUUGAUAAAUCUGCAAAACAUGACACAUAUAUGGAAAGAGUCUUAUUAG
Mangifera indica (mango) is the source of this 2463-nucleotide messenger RNA. Its product is annotated as disease resistance protein UNI-like. The transcript has 2 exons. The record is from RefSeq and is a predicted model, not a curated record. Lineage: Eukaryota; Viridiplantae; Streptophyta; Magnoliopsida; Sapindales; Anacardiaceae. The coding region runs from base 1 to 2463 and encodes 820 amino acids. Gene Ontology annotation, molecular function: ADP binding; protein binding.